Molecule: messenger RNA, 720 nt
Organism: Rangifer tarandus platyrhynchus (Svalbard reindeer)
Lineage: Eukaryota; Metazoa; Chordata; Mammalia; Artiodactyla; Cervidae
Source: the annotation of a GenBank genome assembly
AUGGAGGCAGGAGGCACAGCCAGGCCGGCAGCAGUGAGAGCCCACGGGGCAGGCCGCGGCGGGCUGCUCUCCCGGGAAGGGGCCGGCCCGGUGGUCCGCGUCCCGGGCUCGGGGGCCGUGAGGCGCUGGGGAGCGAGGUCAGGAGGCUUUCUGCCCGGAGCUCGUGUGGCAGCGAGGAGACCCAGGGCUCAGAAGGAGCGCGCUCUGCCCUCUCGUGGGGCUGCCGGGGCCCUGGUGCGGGGGGCGUGGGGGGGCGCAGGGACUUCCCGCAGACUCAGCAGCGGAGCUGGAGGGCAGGGGAAGGGUCCGCGGAGGACAGUGGACUCGAGGGGCAGCGGCAGCCUUUUUGAGGCCCUGCGUGAAGACGGUCACGACAGAUGCACGGUGGAAGGCGGACGACUCAGGAAGGCUCGGCUGGGGGACAGCAGGCAGGGGAUGCUCGGGCGGGUUCUGAUGGGCAGAGAGCGGUUCACGGCCUGUCUGCCCUGCAGCGCCGCCUCCCCCGCCCCGCACGACCCUGCUCUGAGAGCCGCCGACACUGAACGCCCGAUUCCGAGCAUCGCUGCUCCUCCCAGGCCAGCCGUGAGGGGGGCCCUGGUGAUGAGUAGAUGGGGGUGGAUAGCAGCAGAAGAGGAAGUGACCGAGGAUGAGGAGAACAGCUGCUUGGGCGUGAGGAGGAGGCCGUCCACGGGAGAGGUGGACAGUGGAGUUGGGGAGUGA